UGUUUUUUGUGUUAUAACUGUUCUAGUUAUAUUAGUCUAUAUAUUUAUAAUGUGGCGUUACAAUAAAUGGUUUCUCGCAGUCUCGGGUUUUCUCGAGGAAUACAGCAUGGAGUCCUUCAAAAGGGGUUUGAGAAGGGUCCUAAAGAGUCGGCAACACGCUUGUGACGCCCCUGCUGUUGCAGGCGUUCAUAGGCGACGGUAAUCGCUUUCCAUCAGGCGGGCCGUAUGCUGGUUUGCUGCCUACAUAAUAUAAAAAAAUGUUGUUUUGUUCAAUAAUUGGCUAUCAGCCCUCUGCCUCUUCAACUUCGACACCCGAUUACCAAUUAUCGUAACUCUGGUUAUUUUCAGGGUAAUCCCGUUAACCUAAACUAUUACUUAAAUGUCAACGAUGCUAAUAUUACUAUUCCACUAGAAUAUGGCCUGCAGUGCUGCGGCAAGCGACGUACGGCACGAUCAAGUUCGGCACUUACUAUUCGAUGAAAAAAUGGAUAGCCGCGCGACGCGCCGACGGCGGGGCCAAGGAGCACCUGGCGACCAACACGUUCUGCGCCGCCUUCGCGGGCGGCCUCUCCAGCGCCAUUGCAAAUCCCACCGAUGUGCUUAAAGUGCGGAUGCAGGCAGGCCACGAAAAAGGCCGCAUAGUGAGAUGCUUCAUCGACAUUUACCAUUUGGAAGGGGUGAAAGGUCUCUGGCGGGGCGUGACGCCGACGUCGCAGCGCGCCGCUGUCAUAGCCGCGGUGGAACUACCGGUCUACGACGCGUGUAAGAAGAAACUCACGCUAACGUUGGGCGAUACCCCUGCGAACCAUUUCGCAUCGAGUUUAGUCGCUAGUCUAGGCAGCGCCGUUGCUAGUACGCCCCUUGAUGUCAUACGAACGCGGUUAAUGAAUCAAAGGAAAAUGAAGGAUCACAUCGCGAAGCCAAACGAGAAAUUGUAUAAGGGAACUGUGGAUUGUUUCUUACAGACGGUGCGCAGCGAAGGCUUCCUGGCGCUGUACAAGGGCUUCGUGCCCACGUGGCUGCGCAUGGGGCCCUGGAACAUCAUCUUCUUCAUCACGUACGAGCAGCUCAAGCAGCUGUACUAGGGCCUGGCAGCGGACGAGCGAUUCCUGCUUGAGGGAGAACGCUGGAAAGAAAUCGUUCUUGGAGAAUGACUUUGUGCUCACGCUGGCUUCAAGAGUGACUCGAGCUUCUAGUAAGUACUUCUUGAAACGAAACAAACCACGAACUUCUCCAUUUAAAUACUAUGUGGAAUAAUUAUUUGUUACUUUGAAAAAACAGAAACUGAAGAUAUUUAAUUUUUUUAGAAAGGAGCAAAAGGGUAAAAGAGCAAAAUAAGUUGGUUCAAUUAUUAUUUAUAGAUAUUUUUUAUGAAACGAUCGUAUUUGUAUUUUGAUCUUUUCUUAAAAGAUAUUGACUAUUCCAGACACGUCAUGAAAGAUCUGCAUUUUUAAUUAAGCGGAUGAAAGAUAUU
Messenger RNA from Hyposmocoma kahamanoa, 1474 nucleotides. It is a transcript of the gene Bmcp, whose product is annotated as mitochondrial uncoupling protein Bmcp. NCBI's taxonomy places the organism in Eukaryota, Metazoa, Arthropoda, Insecta, Lepidoptera, Cosmopterigidae. The transcript has 5 exons. Bases 477 to 1085 code for a protein of 202 amino acids. The record is from RefSeq and is a predicted model, not a curated record. Gene Ontology annotation, biological process: mitochondrial transport. Gene Ontology annotation, cellular component: mitochondrial membrane.